Messenger RNA from Dendrobium catenatum, 4263 nucleotides. Its product is annotated as condensin-2 complex subunit D3. Gene Ontology annotation, molecular function: histone binding. The record is from RefSeq and is a predicted model, not a curated record. Gene Ontology annotation, cellular component: condensed chromosome, centromeric region. Gene Ontology annotation, biological process: mitotic chromosome condensation; meiotic chromosome condensation. NCBI's taxonomy places the organism in Eukaryota, Viridiplantae, Streptophyta, Magnoliopsida, Asparagales, Orchidaceae. Bases 168 to 4085 code for a protein of 1305 amino acids. The transcript has 9 exons.
GAAGUUGCAGCCGAAUCCCUAGAAAACGAGAAAUUAUUUGGUGCGGAGUUCGAAUCAGUACAGUGAGGGGCGAGCAAAAACCACGCUAUGCUUAAACUGCGCAUUUCCUCCCUGAGCGGGAAAACCAAAACUUGAGUGCGGGGGACGCGAAUUCCUCCGGCGGCGCCAUGAACGGGGGCGAAUUCGACGAAAGGCUCUCCUGCUUCAUUUCCGACUUGGAAUCCCUCACCUCCGAAGUCCCUCUUCCCGAAUCCUCCCUUCUUGAUCUCGAAUUCCUCCUUCCCUCCCCCUCCUCGGCCAAGUCCAGCGCCUUCAGUGAUGAUGCCGCCUUCCCCCUCUGGUCCCAUCUCGCCGCAGCCGGUCUUUCUCCUUCCUCUCUCGUCCGUCCCCUCUCCGCUGCCAUGGACCUUCCCUCCUCUCACACCUCUCUCCUCGCUGCCCGUGUCUAUCUCUCCCUCAUCCUCACACCCUCCGCCCCCGUCCUCUCCCUCUUCUCGCCCCUCGCCUUCAUUUCCCUUCUCAGCUCCCUCCGUCAAGCUCUCAAACCCCUCCCCUCCCCACCAUCGCCUGACCGCCGGAGGAAACGCAAGCAAGGCCGCGCUCCUCGCGGCAAUCAACGAGUUGAUGAUUCCCCCGAUGUCGGAGAUCUCCUCCCCAUUGUACUUGACCUCCUCGACUCCGUCCUCUCCCGUAUCCGCUUGGACUCCUCGCUUGAUGGUGUCAAGUCCCUCGUCGACACCGUCGUCGCCAUACUCUCCUCCUCCACAACCGACCAGCAUCGCCUCUCAGGCGUCUGUUUUCGAAUUCUCUACUCGGCCGUAUCUCGCCCCGAGCACGGCGAUCAAACUGCUAUCGCCGUCGACGUUCUCAGAUCUCUUGCCCGUGUCGUCCUUUCCUCUCCCUUGAAGUCAGCUUUGCGAACGGCCACCAUUAGUUUCAUCGCCUGUAAAAUUGCACCCUUGGCUCGGGAGAAUGGGGAGGUCAGGAAGGCUUUGGUUUAUUUUCCGAGAUAUCUCGCUUCGAAUGCUCCAGAGAGGGCCGAGCCAAGAGCUGCGACGGUGGAUGCGAUCUUGGAGGUUGUUAGGGCUUUUGAGAAGGAUGAACAAAUUGGGUUUGCAGAGUACGUGGUGAAGAUGGCGCAAGGAAAGUGGCAGCUAAGACUUUUGGCGGUUGAUCUGAUUCUCGGUUUGUUAACUUCGUUGCCUGACCCACUGGGAGUAUGUGAAUCAAUGGAAAGUUCUAGCUGUUGGGGAGUGAAAUGUUUGAAGGCUUUGCUGUUGCGUUGUUCUGAUUCCAUGGGAGGAGUUCGAGCUCGAGCACUAACAAGCAUGGCUCAGGUGAUUGAAUACUUAUCUGGGGAUGCGAGGAAUUCUGCUCGUUUGCAGGACGGAGUAGCAUUUCGAAAUGCGAAGUUUAAUGAGCUCCUCAGAAAGAGAUGUUCAGAUGAGAAAGCUGCAGUAAGGAAGGCAGCGCUGUUUCUAAUCACCAAGUCAACAAUUUUGAUGGGCCGACCAAUUGACGAAUUAGUAUUAAAGACCGUAGGAUCUGCAUGCAUGGACCCUCUUGUUAGCAUCCGUAAAGCUGCUGUGUCUGCUAUAUCAGAGGUCUAUAGACAAUUUCCAGAUGAGGGGAUUAUCUCCGAAUGGCUUCAUGUUGUACCUCGUUUGACUGCAGACAAUGAGACUAGUGUACAGGAAGAAUGUGAGAAUUUGUUUCUUGAGUUGGUGUUGGAUCGAAUAUCCAGAGCUUCACAUGUCAGUAUUAGUGAUACAGCAAAAGACCUGGAAUCAAUACUUCCUGAAGGAGUGUUGGCUUUGUUGAAAGGGAUAUGUGAUGGGGAAGUUCUUCCAUGUGUGAGGAAGAUAUGCAGUAGCCUUGGGAAGAAGAAGAUGCUUAAGCCUUCAAUUGCUAUUUCACUUGCCAACAUCAUAUCAAUUUCAGAAUCCUUGUGUAUGAGAAAUUGCAUGUCUAUAGAGAGGUGGACAGCCCCUAUUGGUGCUUGGCAGCUUCUCUCAGAGGUCUCUUUGUUCACACCCAAGGCAGUUGAGUGGAAGUUCCUGCUGCAUCAUUGGAAGCUCCUUGACAAGGCAAAGGAAGACAAAGGUGGAACUCCUGAUGGAGAAGAGCCUAGUUCUAUCUCAUGGGCUAGAGAUCGAGUGUCUCUCCUACAAACUAUUUCAAAUGUCUCAGUUUUGUUGCCCCCAGUGGAUGCUUCCGAUUUGGCUGCAGACUUGCUUAGACAGAUUGAUGAAUUUAAUAUGCCCUCAAGCGAGGUUGACGCUCAUGUGAAAGCUCUCAGAACUCUAUGCAAGCAAAAGGCUGUAUCUCCAGAAGAGGGAGAUGAACUUAUUGGAAAAUGGGUGCAUCAGUUGCUGUACGGGGCUCAGAAAAUUCUUGAAAGCUGCAUGUCUACACUCUCAGAAACUGUCAAGACUGAUGGCUUUUUAACUCCGCCAAGUGGUCAGAUGAAAGGGAAAGAUGAGGUAGCUUCAUCAAAGUCCUUCUCACAAGCCAUAACUGCAGCUUUCACUAUUGGGUCUUUGGUUUUGAUUUACCCCUCGGCUGAUCUGCAUGGUAUUGUCCCUCUGUUACAUACAAUGAUAACAUCAGGGAAGCCUGGAUCAGAGAAAACAAAACUAGCAAGUCUUACUAUAUCUGUGAAAGAAAUGGAACCGUCUCUGUAUGUUCAUUCAUGGGUGACCAUGGGAAAAAUUUGCCUUGUUGAUGAUAAACUAGCAACGCGUUACAUGCCACUAUUCGUACAGGAACUUGAGAACAGUGAUUGUGCAGCUCUUCGCAACAAUAUUUUGGUUAUGAUGGUUGACUUUUGUGUUCGGUACACAGCUUUAGUUGAUUGUUACAUACCAAAGAUAACUACUACAUUGCGUGAUCCUUGUGAAGUUGUGAGAAGACAGACAUUCAUCUUGCUUUCAAGAUUACUACAGAGAGACUACGUGAAGUGGAGAGGUGUUCUAUUCCUAAGAUUCCUAUUGUCACUUGUUGAUGAUUCUGAGAAGAUAAGGAGUCUUGCAGACUAUUUGUUUGGGAACAUUCUUAAAGUUAAGGCACCACUUCUUGCAUAUAACAGUUUUAUAGAAGCUAUAUUUUUUCUUAAUGGUUGUAAUGCUUAUUCUGGACUAAGCGAGGCUUCUGAAAAAGGAUCUCAGCUUUUCACAUUAAGUGGCAAAGAUGAAAAAGCAAGAUCACAGCGGAUGCACAUAUAUGUUUCUUUGUUAAAACAAAUGGCACCAGAGCAUCUUUUAGCGACCUCAGCUAAGUUAUGUGCGGAGAUCUUGGCAGCUGCUUCAGAUGGGUUGCUUAGUAUUGAUGAUGUAACCGGACAAUCUGUUGUGCAGGACUGUUUACACAUUUUGGCUUGCAAAGAGAUGCGAAUCCAAUCAGGCAAAGCCUCUGACACUGCCGAGAUGGAUGAUGAUGGCGGAGACCCUGCCGGAAGCGCCGGAGCUACAGUUCUUGCUGCGAAAGGUAGAGUAGUCACCCACGUUGCCAAGAAGAACCUUGUCCAGCAUGCCGUUCCAAUAUUUAUUGAGCUGAAACGGCUUCUUGAAAACAAGAACAGUCCUCUAAUGGGCAGCCUUAUGGAUUGCCUCCGCGUGCUUCUCAAGGACUACAAGAAUGAAAUUGAUGAGAUUCUGGUCGCCGAUAAACAGCUCCAGAAGGAGCUCAUCUAUGACAUGGAGAAGUACGAGGCCGCCAAGGCCAAAUCCACAGUUGCAGAGGCCAUGGCCGCCAAUGCUCAGCAAUAUCAGACCUUUUCGUCACCUGCCAACAGGGUUGUAUCAGGUAGCGGCGUCUUUGCAAAGCUGUCUGAGAAGCUGGGGAGUGGCGGCAAGAUUGGUUUGGCAGUAGCUGAUGCAGCCGCGAGGGUCACAGCUAAGUCUGUGCUCAGGGAAGCUAACCAGAGCAUGAGCAUGAGGAGGACGCUGAUACCAUCAAAGAGCAUGCCUAGGGUUAGGACUAGUGGUGAUGGUCGAGUCAGCAAUGGAGCUGGUGUUCAGCAAGCUAAUGUACUCGAGUCUCUGCGGCGAAGAAAGAUGUUUGUGUCUGAUGAUGAUGAAGAUUAGUUAAUGUUUUACUUAGCUUCCUUUGGGUUAAAUGAGUUUUUAAGUAAAUUUUUGCAUUAAAAAGUUGCUUUAAAAAACACAGUAAGAAGCUGUCAAUUAAAGAAAAAAAGUUCAAAGUAUGUUAUUUAUCAUCCUUGGGUAACGAUUUAAUAGUAUAUGGAAGUGUUAAGAGUGGCCA